CUACUCUCUCUCUCUCUCUCUCUCUCUCUCCUCCGUUGUGGCCUCUCUUUCGCUCUCUCUUUUUAUGUCUUUCGUUCGAUGUGUAUGCAUCAUCGCCUCAUCAGCUCUUUCUCCAAAACCCUCUUUUCUUCGCCCUUUUUUCCGCAUCGCCCUAAUCGUAGGUUCUUGAGAUAGGGGAGAGGCUGGAAUCGAGAUGGCGGGGAACCGGUCAAAUCUGCCCUUGCGGCUGCAGCAGAUCCUGUCCGGCGGGAGGUCCGUCUCGCCGGUCCUUAAAUUGGAGUCCGAACCGCCUCCAAAGGUUAAAGCUUUCAUCGAUAGGGUGAUCAAGAGCCCAUUACAUGAUAUAGCUAUACCUCUUUCAGGCUUCCGUUGGGAGUACAAUAAGGGAAAUUUUCAUCAUUGGAGGCCGCUUUUUAUGCAUUUUGAUACAUACUUUAAGACGUAUCUUUCUUGUAGGAAAGACCUCCUUUUAUCUGACAAUAUCGUUGAGGAAGAUCCAUUUCCCAAACAUUCCAUUAUGCAGAUAUUGAGAGUCAUGCAAGUUAUUUUGGAAAAUUGCCACAACAAGAGUUCGUUUGGAGGUCUAGAGGUGAAACUCAAGAUUCAAGUUCAGAAUUAUGUCCAUAAUAUUGCACAAUUUCAGCAAAAUUGUAGAUUAUUUUAUUUGGCAUUCAGGCUUUCUAACUUUUUUUUAAUCAUGUUCUUCAAUCAGCAUUUCAAGCUUCUACUUGCAUCCACAGAUCCAGAUAUUCUUAUAGCUACCUUGGAAACUCUUUCAGCUUUGGUGAGAAUAAAUCCAUCCAAGAUGCAUUUGGGUGGGAAAUUGAUUGGCUGUGGCUCUACGAAUAGCUAUCUCCUGUCUCUAGCACAGGGAUGGGGAAGCAAAGAAGAAGGCUUGGGUUUACACUCAUGCGUAGUGGCAAACGAGAGGAACCAACAUGAAGGACUGUGCUUGUUCCCUUCAGAUCUUGGAGAUAAUUGUGAUGGCACCCAGCAUCGUCUGGGUUCAACUCUUCAUUUUGAAUACAAUAUGGGUUCUUCCAUAGGUACUGAGGGAACUAAGCCAUCCAAUAUACAUGUUAUAAAAAUUCCAGAUCUGCAUCUAAGAAAGGAGGAUGAUCUGGGCAUUUUGAAGCAGUGUGUCGACCAGUUUAAUGUACCUCCAGAGCACAGAUUCUCAUUGCUUACAAGAAUUAGGUUUGCACAUGCUUUCCGCUCGCCGAGAAUUUGUAGACUAUAUAGCAGGAUCAGCAUUCUUGCAUUUGUUGUUCUGGUACAAUCAAAUGAUGCUCAUGAUGAACUUGUGUCUUUCUUUGCAAAUGAGCCUGAAUAUACAAAUGAGCUGAUCAGGCUUGUUCGUUCUGAAGACUGUGUUCCUGGAACCAUAAGAGCACUUGCUAUGCUUGCAUUAGGAGCACAGUUAGCAGCAUAUGCAUCAUCUCAUGAACGGGCUAGAAUAUUGAGUGGUUCAAGUAUUAUAUCUGCUGGUGGAAAUCGGAUGAUGUUGCUAAAUGUGCUACAGAAAGCUAUUGUGUCACUUAGCAACCCCAGUGAUCCAUCUACUCCAGUAUUUGUCGAUGCUCUUCUGCAGUUUUUCUUACUUCAUGUUCUAUCAUCUUCUAGUUCUGGUAGUGCUAUAAGGGGGUCAGGAAUGGUUCAUCCUCUUCUACCCCUUCUGCAGGACUCUGAUCCAGCACAUAUUCAUCUCGUCUCCUCUGCGGUUAAAACCUUGCAAAAGCUGAUGGAGUAUAGUAGCCAAGCUGUAUCACUAUUUAAAGAUUUAGGUGGGAUUGAACUUUUGGCUCAGAGGCUACAGAUUGAAGUUCAUAGAAUUAUUGGCUCAGGAGAAGGCAGCAGUAACACAGUGAUUUGCACCGAUCUAGGAAAAUCUGAUGCAGAUCAUAUGUACUUGCAGAAACGCCUCAUCAAGUUUUUGCUUAAGACAUUGGGUUCUACUACAUAUUCCCCAGCAAAUGCUACAAGGGCCCAUAAUUCCCACCAUAAUUCCUUGCUUUCUUCUUUAUCUUUAAUAUUUAACAAUGUGAACUGGUUUGGAGGGGACAUAUAUUUUUCAGCAGUAUCUGUUAUGAGUGAAAUCAUUCACAAGGACCCCACAUGCUUUCCUGUUCUGAAUGAAUUGGGUGUCCCAGAAUCAUUUUUAUCAUCAGUUAAUUCUGGGAUUAUCCCUUCCUCAAAAGCACUUAUAUGUGUUCCUAAUGGUCUUGGUGCCAUCUGCCUUAACGCUAAAGGAUUGGAGGCGGUUAAAGAAACUGCUGUACUGCGAUUUCUGGUGGAGGCCUUCACAACAAGGAAAUAUUUGGUAGCAAUGAAUGAGGGUGUUGUUCUUUUAGCAAAUGCUGUUGAGGAGCUUCUUCGGCAUGUAUCUUCGUUAAGAGGUGUUGGUGUUGAGAUAAUAAUUGAAAUUGUUAACAAGCUUGCUUCCAUGGGAGAGGAGAAGUGCAAGGAAACUGCAGAUGAUAUGAAUGAGAACACUGCCAUGGAAACUGAUCUUGAAGAAAAGGCAAAUGAGGGGCAUGAUUUGGUAAGUGCUAUGGAUUUGGCUGCAGAUAGCAUCAGCGAUGAGCAGUUUGAGCAAUUAAGCAUUUUUCAUGUGAUGGUAUUAGUUCAUCGAACAAUGGAAAAUUCUGAAACUUGUAGAAUGUUUGUAGAGAAGGGGGGCAUAGAGACUUUGUUGAGACUUCUUCAACGACCUAGUAUCACACAGUCAUCUGAUGGGAUGCCAAUUGCUCUGCAUAGUACUGUGGUCUUCAAGGGCUUUACACAGCAUCAUUCUGCACCCCUUGCACAUGCAUUUUCUUCCUCUCUUAGGGGGCACUUGAUGAAAGCCCUGAAUGAAUUUAGUUCACUUUCUGGCUCGCUUUUGCAGGAUACCAAGUCUGUGCAAGACAAUGGAAUUUUCUCUUCUCUUUUUGUUGUUGAGUUUCUCCUUUUCCUUGCUGCUUCUAAAGAUAAUCGUUGGAUGAGUGCAUUACUCACUGAAUUUGGAGACUCUAGCAAGGAUGUCCUAGAAGAUAUUGGACGAGUUCAUCGUGAGGUGCUGUGGCAGAUUGCCCUUCUUGAAGAUUCAAAAGUUGAAAGAGAUUAUGAUUCUUCUUCAAGUGACAUAAAUGUAGAUCCUGGUAUGGUCGAUUCAGAAGAGCAACGGAUUGGUUCUUUUAGGCAGUAUCUUGAUCCAUUGCUGAGACGGAGAGUGUCUGGGUGGAGUAUAGAGUCCCAAUUUUCUGACCUCGUUAGUAUAUAUCGUGACCUCGGCCGUGCUGCUACUGGUUCACAUAGACAUGGUAUAGAUGGCUAUUCAACUUUGCGAGUUGCUCCUACUACCCGAUCUCAGCCUUCUAAUUCUUUAGACACAAGUUCUGCAAGCAAAACAGAAGAGGACAAGCAGAGAUCUUAUUAUUCUUUAUGCCAUGAGACGAUGAGGUCACUUUGUUAUCAUAUUAACCAUCUCUUUAUGGAGCUGGGUAAAGCGAUGUUGCUCACUUUGCGUCGUGAGAACAAUCCUGUAAAUGUUUCCCCUUCAAUUGUGUCUGUUGUCGGCACAGUUGCUUCCAUUGUGUUGGGACACUUGAAUUUUGCGGGGCGUGUGAGUGCUGCUAUGGAGAGUGAGGUUUCUGUUUCCACAAAAUGUCGAUACCUUGGCAAAGUUAUUGAUUUUGUUAGUGGAAUUCUAUUCGACAGGCCAGAAAUAUCGAACCCCAUCAUGGUAAAGUGCUUUUUUGGACAUGGGGUCAUUCAGGCUGUUUUAACCACUUUUGAAGCUACAAGCCAGUUGCUCUUCACGAUCAACAGGAUGCCAGCUUCCCCAAUGGAUAUGGACGAUAAAUGCCAGAAAGAAGAAAAAGAAGAAUCAGAUAAUUCAUGGAUAUCUGGUCCUUUAGCAAGCUAUGGGACACUAUUGGACCACUUAGCCACAUCAUCUUCCAUCUUGUCUUCCUCAACAAAGCAGUUGCUUGAGCAACCUAUUGCAAAUGGAAGCAUUUCAUUUCCUCAAGAUGCAGAGACAUUUGUGAAGGUGCUUCAAUCUAAGGUGUUAAAAGCUGUACUUCCUAUUUGGACGCAUCCUCACUUUGCUGAAUGCAAUUCGGAGUUUAUUACGUCAAUGAUCUCUAUUAUGAAGCACGUCUACAUUGGGGUUGAAGUUCGAAAUGUCAGUGGCAAUGCUGGAGCUCACUUACCUGGUCCCCCGCCUGAUGAAUCAGCUAUUUCAUUGAUUGUAGAGAUGGGUUUUUCUCGUGCUAGGGCAGAAGAAGCACUGAGACAGGUUGGCACGAAUAGUGUUGAGAUUGCAACUGAUUGGCUGUUUUCUCAUCCAGAAGAACCACAAGAAGAUGAUGAACUUGCUCGAGCUGUUGCUAUGUCCCUAGGGAACUCAGACACAUCCUUGAAGGAAGAUGAAAUUUUAAAUGCUGGUAUUUUUGACCAAGAAGAGGAAGCUGUUCAAUUACCUCCUGUUGAUGAAAUUUUAUCGGCAUGUAUCAGACUCCUUCAGGUGAAUGAACCUUUAGCAUUUCCGAUUAGGGACCUUCUUGUUAUGAUUUGUUCUCAAAAUGAUGGUGAACACCGACUGAAGGUCCUCUCUUAUAUCAUUGAUCAUGUCAAGCAUUGUUGUGUGCCAUCAGCUCCGUUAAGUGAAAGUAUGCUAUCUGCAUUAUUUCAUGUGCUUGCUUUAGUUCUCCAUGAGGAUUUUAUGGCACGGGAAAUUGCCUUUCAGGCUGGCCUGGUAAAGAUUGCUUUAGACCUGCUUUCUGGAUGGAAUCUGGGCUCUUCUGAUGGGGAGAAAUCUCAAGUUCCAAAGUGGGUGACUGCAUGUUUGCUUUCUGUUGAUCAGAUGCUUCAGGUGGAUCCUAAGAUGACUCCAGGAGUAAUUAAUUUGGAACAACUGAAAAAGGAUAAACAUAAUUCCCAGAAUUCAGUUGUGAUUGAUGAGAAUAGAAAGAAGGAUUUACAGUCUUCUUUGGGAUCAACUACUGGGAAUUUGGAUAUUCAGGACCAGAGGAGGCUUUUGGAAAUAUGCUGCAGAUGUAUACAGAAUCAAUUACCUUCUGAGACAAUGCAUGUGGUGCUGCAGCUAUGUUCUACAUUAACUAAAGUUCAUACAAUUGCUGUUAGUUUUCUCGAUUCUGGAGGUUUGCAUGCAUUGCUUAGUUUGCCUUCCAGCAGCUUAUUCCCUGGAUUCAAUAACGUAGCAGCUGCCAUCAUCCGUCACAUUUUGGAAGACCCGCAUACUCUUCAGCAAGCCAUGGAAUUGGAGAUACGUCAUAGCCUCAUUGCGGCCACAAAUAGACAUUCAAAUGCCAGAGUUUCACCACGGACCUUUGUUCAAAACUUGGCUAUUGUUAUUUCCAGGGACCCUGUGGUGUUUCUGAAAGCUGCACAAGCUGUAUGCCAGAUUGAGAUGGUAGGUGACAGACCUAAUAUUGUGCUGUUGAAAGAUCGUGAGAAGGAAAGGUCCAAGGCAAAAGACAAGGAAAAAACAGCCGAGAAAGACAAAGUAGCAGCAAGCGAUGGAAAGACUACUGGAACGGAAGUGGUCUCAGUGGCCGCAGGAAGUGGACAUAGUAAACUACCAGACUUGAGUGUAAAGAACACCAAAGCUCAUCGAAAAUCUCCUCAGAGCUUUACAAGUGUAAUUGAAUAUCUUUUGGAUUUAAUUGUGAAAUUUGUCCCUCCUUCAGAAGUUAAUUGCCAUACUGAUACAGUUCCUGGUACUCCCUCGUUAUCAGACAUGGAUAUUGAUUCCACUUCAGCUAAAGGAAAAGAAAAAGUUAUUGCUGUUUCAUCUGAAGAUGGCAAAAUUACUACCCAGGAGGCUUUAGCCUCUCUUGCAAAAAUUGCUUUUAUUAUCAAGUUAUUGACAGAGAUACUUCUGACGUAUGCUUCAUCAAUUCAUGUAUUGCUUAGAAAAGAUGCUGAACUCAGUAGUUCGCGUGCAACUUCAAAAGGUUUAUCUGGCAAUAGCAGUGGGGGAAUUUUUCAUCACAUUCUUCACAAUUUUCUCCCAUAUCCAGGAAUCCACAAAAAGGAUAAGAAAACUGAUGGAGAUUGGAGGCAUAAGUUAGCUACCAGAGCAAACCAGUUUUUGGUGGCAUCAUCUGUUCGUUCAACAGAAGGACGCAGAAGGAUUUUUUCUGAAAUUAGUCAUGUGUUUAAUGACCUUGUUGACUCAUCUAAUAAUUGUAGAUCAGCUGAUUCCCAUAUGCAUGCCUUUGUUGAUCUACUUAAUGAUAUCCUUGCUGCUCGUUCACCAACUGGUUCAUAUAUUUCAGCAGAAGCUUCAGUUACUUUUAUUGAUGUUGGGCUUGUUCGCUCUCUAAGUCGGACUCUUCAAGUUCUGGACUUGGACCAUGCUGAUUCACCAAAGCUUAUCCCAGGGAUUAUCAAGGUGUUGGAGUUGGUGACCAAAGAACAUGUGCAUUCUGCUUACAUUAACUCUGCAAAGGGGGACAACUCUCUGAAGCUUGCUUCUAAUGAGCAUCAAGUUGGUUCUUCUGAUUAUCAUGGCGAAAGGUUUCAGGCCCUAGAAAUGGCAUCACAACCUGACCAUGCCGAAGUGGUGGCUGACCAGCGGGAAGCUGUUAAUGGUAUCCAAACUUCAGGCAAUUAUCAUUCUGUUGUAGAUGAUAUGGAACAUGACCGGGAAUUGGAUGGAAAUUUUGCUCGUGAAGCUGAAGAUGAUUUCAUGCAUGAAGCUUCUGAGGAUGGUACUGGCCUGGAGAAUGGUGUUUCAACUGUGGAAAUCAGAUUUGAAAUACCACAGAAUGCGGAAGAUGAUAUGGGUGAUGAAGAUGACGAUGAAGAUAUGUCAGGGGAUGAAGGAGAGGUUGAUGAAGACGAUGAGGAUGAUGAAGAAAAUAAUGAUUUGGAAGAAGAUGAAGUUCAUCAAAUGUCUCAUCCUGACACAGAUCAUGAUGACCAUGAAAUUGAUGAUGAAGAGUUUGAUGAAGAUGUCUUGGAAGAAGAGGAUGAUGACGACGACGACGAUGAUGGUGUGAUACUCAGGUUGGAGGAGGGAUUCAGUGGAAUAAAUGUUUUUGACCACAUUGAAGUCCUUGGUGGUGACAAUUUUUCCGUGAUGCCUCUUGACAUAUUUGGCUCUAGACGUCAAGGACGGACAACAUCCAUUUACAAUCUUAUUGGAAGAACUGGUGAUCAUGGUGCUCUUCAUUUUGAUCAUCCAUUGUUGGAGGAACCUUCUUCCUUUAGACAGCUUGUUCACCAAAGACAAUCAGAGAAUGCAGUGGAUAUAGCUUACUCAGAUAGGAAUCACGAGAGUGCUUCUUAUAGAAUGGAUGCUAUCUUCCGGACAUUGAGAAAUGGGCGGCAUGGGCAUCGUUUUAAUAUGUGGCUAGAUGAUAAUCAUCAACGUGGUGCAUCUAGUGCUCCUGCAGUGCCACAAGGCAUUGAAGAACUACUUGUUUCCCAAUUAAGGCAGCCUACUGUCCAAAUUUCUGACCAAAAUAUACCCACUAACAGUCCACAGGAAACCCAUGAAACCAGCCAGUUACAGAUGUCAGAAGUGGAAGUUAGAGAAGAAGCGGAAACAAGAGCUUCUGACAAUAAUGAGAAUAUUACUCUUCCUUCACGAGUGAUAGGUGGUUCUGGAAAUGCCAGUGUUGGAUCCACAAAUGGUGAUAUAAUUCAAGAUGCAGGUGUAUCUGCUACAGGUGAGCAAGUGACAGAGAUGCAGUAUGAACGAGGUGAUGUAAUUGUACGAGAUGUUGAAGCAGUGAGCCAAGCAAGCAGUGGCAGUGGGGCAACUUUAGGGGAAAGUCUUCGCAGUUUGGAAGUGGAAAUAGGGAGUGUUGAUGGACACGAUGAUGGAGACAGGCCAGGUCCUGUGGAUAGGCUUCCUUUGGGUGAUUUGCAGCCACCUGUUCGGCUGAGAAGGUCUUCUGGAAAUCCCGUGCCAGUAAGUGGUCGUGAUACAUCACUGGAAAGCGUUAGUGAGGUCCCACAACAUCAGGACCAAGAAACUGAUCGGAGUGCUCCACAUGAGGAGCCACAACCCAAUGGAAACGUUGAGACAGACACAAUCGACCCUACAUUUUUGGAGGCUCUUCCUGAGGAAUUACGAGCUGAAGUCCUUUCAUCACGGCAAAAUCAGGUGGCACAGAUUUCGAGCGAGCAACCUCAAGCUGAUGGAGAUAUAGAUCCUGAAUUUCUUGCUGCACUUCCACCUGAUAUACGGGAAGAGGUCCUAGCACAACAACAUGCUCAAAGGCGACAGCAAGCACAACAAUUGGAAGGUCAACCAGUUGAGAUGGAUGCUGUUUCAAUAAUUGCUACACUUCCUUCAGAAAUUCGGGAAGAGGUGCUUUUAACAUCACCAGAUACACUCUUGGCUACAUUGACUCCUGCACUUGUUGCUGAAGCAAACCUGUUGCGUGAAAGGUUUGCUCAUCGUCACCACAGUGGCACACUUUUUGGCAUGAGUUCUAGAAAUCGUCGGGGUGAGUCUUCUAGGCAUGGUGAAACUAUUGGUUCCACACUAGAUAGAACUGUUGAGGCUGCUGCUCGGGGAACUGCAGUUGGCAAACUGAUUGAAACAGACGGUAUCCCUCUAGUUGAUAUAGAUGAUCUAAAAGCAAUGAUCAGACUGCUGCGUAUAGUUCAGCCAUUGUAUAAGGGUCAGCUACAGAGGCUUCUCUUGAAUCUAUGCACCCAUUAUGAAACAAGAACUUCACUGGUGAAAAUUUUAAUGGAUAUGUUAAUGCUUGAACUACGGGGAUCCAUUAACAAUUCAGUUGACUCUGCUGAAUCACCAUUUCGAUUGUAUGGGUGCCAGAGUCAUGUCGCGUACUCCCGUCCUCAAUUUAAUGGCGGAGUGCCCCCCCUAGUGUCUCGUCGUAUUUUGGAAACUCUGACUUACUUGGCGCGAAACCAUCCGAAGGUGUCUAAACUGUUACUCCAUCUUGAAUUGCCAUGUACACCUGCAUGCCUUUUGGAAACAUCUGUUCAGGCACGUGGGAAAGCUGUUCUCAUGGAAGAAGAUAAACCUGAAGGUGAAAGAGGUGCUUUUGCCAUUGUGUUGCUUCUACGUCUUCUGAGUCAACCAUUGUACAUGAGGAGUGUUGCUCAUCUAGAACAGUUGUUAAACCUUGUUGAAGUUAUUAUUGUAAAUGGUGAAAGUGACUCUGGCCUAUCCAACAAACCUGGAGCUUCUCUUGAACAACAAUCUGGUUCUGAAAACACCAUGCAAGAUGCACAGGUUACUGCUGAUGCUGUUGGAUCUGCUGCUGAAGAGGGUGUUAAAUCUGUAAAGGCCAAAGACUCUGAAAGGGCUUCUACUUCAUGUGCAGACAAUGUGAACAGUAUAAGUGACAUUCUAUUGAGCAUUCCAGAGGGAGAACUGCAACUUUUAUGCUCAUUGCUUGCACGUGAAGGAUUGUCAGAUAAUGCAUAUGUUCUUUUGGCUGAAGUAUUAAAAAUGAUGGUAGCCAGUGCUCCUACGUAUUGUCGUUUGUUCACUACGGAGCUUGUCAAUGCUGCGCGAAGUUUGAGUGUCUGUGCAAUGAAUGAACUGAACUUAUAUGAGGAUGCUGAAAAAGCUCUUCUCAGUUCAUCUUCUACCAAUGGAACCGCAAUCUUGAGAGUUCUGCAGGCCUUGAGUUCUCUUGUCACUGGAUUGCAUGAAAAGGCUCCUGAUGUGCUCCCUGAGAAAGGCCAUACUGAUGCGCUUUCUCAUGUAUGGGACAUAAAUGCUGCACUUGAACCUUUGUGGUUAGAGUUGAGCAACUGCAUAAGCAAAAUAGAGAUUUCUUCAGAAACCCCAUCAGAUAUGGUUUCUAUUUCAGGAAAUUUGGCAUCCACAAGUACACCACUGCCAGCUGGUGCCCAAAACAUCUUGCCAUACAUUGAAUCAUUCUUUGUGACGUGUGAAAAAUUACGUCCUGGGCAAUGUGAAGUAGUUCAGGAUUUUGCUACUACAAGUGACAUUGAAGAGGCAACAACACCAGCUUGUGGGCAGAAGUCAUCUGGGGCAUGUACAAGCACUGAUGAAAAACAUGUUGUUUUUGUUAGGUUUUUAGAGAAACAUAGGAAAUUGUUAAACUCAUUCAUUCGGCAGAAUCCUGGCUUGCUUGAGAAGUCAUUUUCUCUCAUGCUCAAGGUUCCACGCUUCAUUGAUUUUGACAAUAAACGUGCUCAUUUUCGGUCAAAAAUAAGGCAUCAACAUGACCAUCAUCACAGUCCAGUUAGAAUUUCAGUGAGAAGAGCCUACAUACUGGAGGACUCCUAUAAUCAAUUGCGAAUGCGAUCACCACAAGAUCUGAAGGGAAAAUUGACUGUUCAUUUUCAAGGUGAAGAAGGUAUUGAUGCUGGUGGGCUUACUCGAGAAUGGUAUCAGUUGCUUUCACGAGUAAUUUUUGAUAAGGGUGCUCUGCUUUUUACAACUGUUGGCAAUGAAUCGACAUUCCAGCCAAAUCCCAAUUCAGUUUACCAGACAGAACAUCUUUCAUACUUCAAGUUUGUUGGACGAGUGGUUGGUAAAGCACUCUUUGAUGGUCAGCUCCUGGAUGUCCAUUUCACCCGCUCAUUCUACAAACACAUUCUUGGUGUGAAGGUUACGUAUCAUGACAUUGAGGCUGUUGAUCCUGAUUACUUUAAGAACCUGAAGUGGAUGCUUGAGAAUGAUAUAAGUGAUGUUUUGGACCUUACUUUUAGCAUGGAUGCUGAUGAGGAAAAGCUGAUACUGUAUGAAAGGGCAGAGGUAACUGAUUGUGAGUUGAUUCCUGGUGGGCGAAAUAUCAGGGUCACCGAAGAAAAUAAACAUGAAUACGUUGAUCGUGUAGCAGAACAUUUGCUAACAACUGCAAUUAGGCCUCAGAUCAAUGCUUUUAUGGAAGGCUUUAAUGAAUUGAUUCCUCGGGAGUUGAUAUCUAUUUUCAAUGAUAAAGAGCUGGAAUUAUUAAUAAGUGGACUUCCAGAUAUAGACUUGGAUGACUUGAGAGCAAAUACUGAAUAUUCUGGCUACAGUAAUGCAUCCCCUGUAAUUCAGUGGUUCUGGGAAGUCAUUCAGGGCUUCAGCAAGGAAGAUAAAGCUCGAUUCCUGCAAUUUGUGACAGGCACCUCCAAGGUCCCACUGGAAGGUUUCAGUGCUCUUCAAGGAAUUUCAGGCUCACAGAGGUUUCAGAUUCACAAGGCAUAUGGGAGCCCCCACCACCUGCCUUCAGCUCAUACCUGCUUUAACCAAUUAGACCUGCCUGAGUACACCUCCAAAGAACAGCUGCAGGAGAGGUUACUUCUAGCUAUCCAUGAAGCCAAUGAGGGGUUCGGCUUUGGCUGAGUCGGAUGGAACAUUUGCAUCCCUUUUGUACAGAUACUGUAUCGAACAUGAUGUCUGGAUCCGACUCGGCCUUCCUAACGAUUGGAAAUGUGGUUUCUUGGACGCUUUCCACCUCCCACAGAUGCUAGGGUUCAGAGUUCAACUGUGAAGCUGUUUCUUGAUCGAAUAAUGAUGAUUUGAAAGGAGUGAAGGCCCUAUAUAUUCUCCAUCGCCAAGUUCUAGUUUGCAGGUUGGGGGUGAGGUAUGCUUCGAGAUCAGAGUACCGUUCGGUGUUCGGUGUGAUAAUCUGCACGGCAACUUUCUUUUUCUUUCUCCCCAAUUGUUUCCGACAGCUUUUGUACCUGAAAGUAGCACAUAGUUUUUUUAAUUUUUUUUUCUUGGAAUACUUUUGGAAAGAUUAUGUAUGGUGACCUCUAGUUAUCAAUCAGUACAAGGUUUACAUAACAAUCU
Molecule: messenger RNA, 11755 nt
Organism: Musa acuminata subsp. malaccensis (wild Malaysian banana)
Lineage: Eukaryota; Viridiplantae; Streptophyta; Magnoliopsida; Zingiberales; Musaceae
Product: E3 ubiquitin-protein ligase UPL1
Biological process (GO): protein polyubiquitination
Molecular function (GO): ubiquitin-protein transferase activity; protein binding
Source: RefSeq, a predicted model, not a curated record